Messenger RNA from Elgaria multicarinata webbii, 6901 nucleotides. It is a transcript of the gene MLEC, whose product is annotated as malectin. Bases 1 to 879 code for a protein of 292 amino acids. Gene Ontology annotation, molecular function: carbohydrate binding. The record is from RefSeq and is a predicted model, not a curated record. NCBI's taxonomy places the organism in Eukaryota, Metazoa, Chordata, Lepidosauria, Squamata, Anguidae. Gene Ontology annotation, cellular component: membrane. The transcript has 5 exons.
AUGCUGGCGGCCGGGGCCGGCGGGCUGCCGCCGCCGCCGCCGCGGCUGGCCGCCUCGUUCCUGUUCCCGCUGCUGCUGGUGCUGGUGCUGCCGCCGCCGCCUGCACCUCGCGCCGCAGAAGGGGCCAGCCUGGCGGAGAACGUCAUCUGGGCCGUGAACUCGGGCGGGGAGGCCCAUGUGGACGUCCACGGCAUCCAUUUUCGGAAGGACCCGCUCGAGGGACGGGUGGGACGAGCCUCCGACUAUGGCAUGAAGCUUCCAAUCUUGAGAUCCAACCCAGAAGAUCAGAUUCUUUACCAGACAGAACGCUACAACGAGGAAACAUUUGGUUAUGAGGUCCCCAUCAAGGAGGAGGGCGACUACGUUCUUGUGCUGAAAUUUGCGGAAGUCUAUUUUGCACAGUCCCAACAGAAGGUGUUUGAUGUGCGUUUGAAUGGCCACAUGGUGGUGAAGGACUUGGACAUCUUCGACAGAGUCGGACACAGCACAGCCCAUGAUGAGAUUAUUCCAAUCAGCAUCAAGAAGGGGAAGCUGAGUGUCCAGGGAGAGGUUUCAACGUUCACAGGGAAGCUUAACAUUGAGUUUGUCAAGGGGUACUACGAUAAUCCAAAAGUCUGUGCACUAUACGUCCUCCGAGGAACCAUGGAUGAUGUUCCAAAGCUGCAGCCCCACCCAGGCCUAGAGAAGAAAGAGGAGGAAGAAGACGAAGAGGAAUAUGAAGAAGGCUCCAGCACUAAAAAGCAGACAAAUAAGAACCGGGUCCAGUCGGGCCCCCGCACACCAAACCCCUAUGCCUCGGACAAUAGCAGCCUCAUGUUUCCUAUCUUAGUGGCCUUUGGCGUCUUCAUUCCGACUCUCUUCUGCCUGUGCAGGUUGUGAAAAAUGAGACACAGCAGGGCUGGCUGCAGGUCAGAGACGAGAGUCAGGCCAAGCAUGGAGGCUGUUUUGGCUUCCCAGUGUUUCAGAUAAUUUAAGGAAAAUAAAGGUUUGUUGAGGAGCAGCCGGUACAAUAAAGGGAGAGUUCGCAUCGCCCGCUUUGGGGAAGGCCUCCUUCCCCUUCUCUCUCAGCAGAACCUUUGGGUCUCAUCCAGCUGUCCUAUGAGCAGCUGCCUUUCCUGUCCAGAGAGUCUCAAAGCUCAGCCUGCCUACGUCUGGCUGUCCGAUGCUGAGGAACUGCAUUCCCAAUGAAAAGCAAGAUGGAGCCAGAGAGGGGGAAGGAAACGCAACGGAGGAGGCACAACUGCUUACUGCAGCAGACUUUGUCACUGAGCAUCCUUGGCAAGGAUCCAGGCGUUUGUGCUGGAACUGCUGGGGGGCUGGACUGGCUUCUUGACCUCUGCUGGAAUGUUUGUAACUCAACACACGGUACUUCCUUUCUGUUCUGAACGAGAAACGGUUCACCUUUGUUGAUCGGUCUCUGGGUUUAAAAGCCUGUGGCGACUGGAACAGGGCGAACCAGUUGGCCUGGCUCAGCUGCCCUGCCUGGGAGAAACGUCCUUUCCAUGGUCACUGUAGCUUCUAACCUGACCUGUUGCCCUGGGAAAGGUCCCGCUUCAGGCAGGCCGUUUUCUGUGUUGUCAUGGCAACUCUGACACAGCAACCUUGGCUUGUCCUUGGGGGGGAUGUCCUCCCCUCCCCUCCCCAGUCCCUCUGUAUCUUUUUUUCCUUGCACAAUGGCUUCACGCUUAGAACCAUCCCUCUCCCUUGGCCUGAUGAGAACUUCCUGUGUAGAGGCUUCCGUAGUUCUAGGCCAGAGAAGCCACCUCUGCAGUGUCCCCACCCCCAAUGGCUUUUUAUUCCCCCUUGUCCCAGGAAACGUGUGGCCUUCUGAACUGAGGAUGGCAUCUCUUUUUUUUCCCCUUGACUUGAGAGCUCCAGGGCAGGGAGUUCUUAGUCUUAGCCUUCCCCAACUUUGUGCUUUCCAGAUGUGUUGAGUACAGUCUUAGCAUCCAGGCUGGGGAAUGUUGGGAGUUGUAGUCACAACACAUUUGGAAGGCACAAGGUUGGGAAAGGCUACCUUAGACACAGAUUUGCAUCCUUGAAAUGCUUCUGUUGUUCUGCCUCUUUAAAUGAACCAGAAAACCUAGGGAGGGAUGGUUGGUCCUGGCACAGUCUGAAGUGCCCCUUAAAGGCGCCCCCUCCCAAGGAAUGUUAGUUGUAAGGUGGCAAACCCUGUGCAGCCAGAUUGUCUACAGCAUGGUGCAAGAAUGCAUUAAACCAGUAUCCCCCUCCUCAUUUUGGAGAAGGUUUUGGAAUGUGGCUGAGAUAGAUGGUAGGUCUUUCCUUGAGUAGGGGGAAGAGCUGUGGCUACUGCGGUUGUCUUUCAUAGGCCCCUGCUUGUCACGGCCUGUCAAGUAUUUCUCCCCAGGAAGAAUUGUCAACUUAUACAGUGAGUUCCUAUGACUGCCUGGUUUUGCAUUGCUGUAACUUGAAGAAGGGCAACAUGGCAUCGAGCGAGGCUUCUCCUUGAUCACCUGGAAGAGGGCCUCCUCGUAGUGGGAGGAGUGGUUGGAGUUGCAAAUGAGGCACGGGUGGACAGUUCUUGCACCCUCUCUGCAGAUACCUCUUCUCAGGCCUGGGGGAGCGCAGUGGGGCGCUCCUCUCCAUGCCCUACUGGAAGGUUGACCCAGGCAGGCAGGCUGAUGUUAUGUUGUGCUCUUCCCUGGCCCUUAUCCCCCCCUUACUAUGUAUGUUCUCACAUGUUCCUACACAAUUUAAAAGUGCCACUUCAGGAUGUUCUAUUACAUGGUUGGCAGCUUUUUGCUUUCCAGUGUUCUGCCAGAGUGGUCCUGAUUGGGUGGGGCUCCUGAGCCCUGACUGGCCUGCUUCACCUGCCUUUUCAGAAUGCUGAAAUGUGGAAGAUGUAUUCCUGUAACCUCACCCCUUUUAGCAGUUGGGUGUGCAUGACUCUGAGGUCUGUAGAUUCCCCCCCCCCUCUUAGUACAAUCCCAAUGGGGAACUGAAUGGGGCCACAUUUUCACACUGCCAGUAAAUGGAUUAAAGUCAUUCCGUUUUUCAGUUUCUCCUCUGACCCCAAUCCUGAGUUUUCUCUUAAGGCAAACCUGCCUAAAUUCAGCCUCCUGCUGUACAUUUAACCCAAAGUAAACAGAGGUUUGUUUGUUUGUUUAUUCUUAAAGAGGCUAAGAUGCCCUCUCCACCCACCCCACCCCGCUGGUGCUCAGUUUUUUGUUUUCUUUGCUUCUUGAACCUUAUCUAGCACCCUGAAAAUGCUGUCAGGGAUUUGGUGCUGCCCUGCACUUGGAGGCUGGAUGACCCAUUGAGGUACCACCACGGCAGUUUGUUGUCAUUCUUCCAACUCCUCUUUGAUGGGAUAGGAAGGAGGUGCUAUGUUUCUUAAAUCCCAACUCUUGGCAGGCUUGAUGUGGGAGCCAUUUUGCCACUGCAGGCCUGGCUGUCAGCUACAUGGUACAUGAGUUCAGGUACGUGACUGUGGGUGCAGGGGGCUGCUUUUAACUUGCUAGAUAAUCGCCUUUUGCAGCUGCUUAUGUAGAGGCUGGUUUGGGGUCGGUAAAUAAGCAGGACAGCAGUGUGUGUGUGACACAGACAGCCUGAUUUCUCCCUAUAGAAUUGCAGGAAUCCAUCCUAGGCAGAUCAUCUUGUUUCAUCUGAGGUCUGAAGCAGGGCGAAGUUCUGUAAGUGUAACCGAGGCUAGAGUGUGGCUUCACAUGCGCUAAAGCUAGUCAAGGGGACUUGCAGUCCCAGCGCCCCACUUUGCUUCUAGUCCUGCAUCUCCAUGCCUUAGAAGAGGCGGGUGGCUGCUGAUGACCUCUCAGUGAUUCUAGGUUCCCAUCUGCCCCAUUCCAGAGGGUUUUUAAUCUUUAAAAGAGAAGAGGGUUUGCUGUAAGGCAGGCUUUGGCCCUGGAAUGUGUGGGCAAAUGCUGUAACAGGCCCAUGCUGCAAGAGCAGUCAUGUUCCAUGAGGAAACGUGACAAUUUGGUUUCUCCCCACCCCCUUCAUUCUUGAAAAUUGCAAAAGGGUACUAUCUGAUUGAAAAGCUCUCCUACCCCCAAAAAAAUCAGCAAGAGGGCUGAGAUUGUCCAUUUCCGAGUCUUGAGCUUGGGGCUGGGGUAAAGAACAACUGGUAACAUCCUUUAUCUCUGCUCCCGUUACGCUGUGGCAGGAAGCGCUUGGAGGAGGAGGAGGAGCAGGAGGAGGCCGUCCCUGCUUGAGGCCCUGCCUUUAUGCACUGCUCUUAAUAUGCCUAUUUGGAAUUUUGGUUGUUUAUAGUCUCUUUCCUUUUCUAGCAUUUGUAUACAAGAGGGGGCCGUGAGCUGCCCCAUUCUGGAGGGAAGAUGCAGGUGGAAACUUGGAGGAAUGCCAAAGUCUAGUUUGUAUAUGUGUUCCGUGUGCCUUCUUUAAUUUUCAGGUGGUGAGAUGGCAACAAGCUUUGCUUGUAAAGAAGCUUCUGUUUUAGGGAACUUCUUUCCUCUUCUAAAAACGAGGAGUGGGUGGGAAAGCUGAGCCAAACAUCCUCCCCACCUGCACGCCUUGCACACCCUGCACUGAGCCUCUUGAGCAUGGGGUGGGGGUGGGGGCUGUGCUGGAAAGGCAGCGGCAGCCUCGGGCUCCCCUUUUGCAGAGGGGCUUCAUGCUCCGCCUGGCAUCCACACUUCGCUGGCAAAUCGUCUUACCCAAGCAUGUCGGACCCAUGUUGUAUGAGGUCACUGAGUCAUAUUGAAAGAGAAUCCUCUAAGUGCACCAUGAACCUGGGCUAGGACUCCAGAACACCAGAGAGGAAGUUGCUGGAUCAGGCAGCCUGGCCUAAAUAUUGCGAAGAGAAAGGGAGGACCAAAACCUCUGCGGAAGAUCUUGUGCUGGGUCUGGCUGGGGAGCAAAAGCAUUGUCUGCUGGACAUCCACAAGGGACGGGAGUCCACCAGCAGUGACCCCCAGAGCAAAGACUCUUCCAAGGCCUAAUGGAUAAGACUGGAUGCAGAUUGAAAUUUCACUUGUUAUUGUCCAGUAUAGGCUUGCAGGGCUGUGGAGCUUGCAAGCUUUCUUUUUUUCCCUACUGUGGAAAAAGGAAGUUUGAGUAAAUAAGACUAUUGUGUGGGGUCCUCCCGUUUACUGGUCUUGGCUGAAGGCAAAAAAGGAGUGCCCUUAAAGGCCGCUGGCGCUCAUGGCCAUUGAUUGCAGCGACAGAUAACGUGUUUACCAUGGAGCCCGGUAGCAGCCGCUUCAUCCAUUUGCUGGCAUUUCAGCAGAGAGAACGGCUGCAGAGUCUGCAUCUUCCCAGCUCUGGCUGACUCGGAGCUAGAUUUAUUAGAGUAAUCGUUUUGGAGAGGAGAGGGCGCUGCUUUUUCCUGGGUGCUGCAUAUGCCUUGCCUGGUCAGCAGAGAUCCUUUGUCAGUGUGGAUAGGAUGCUUUCCUUUUUCUUUUUUCCGUUCUCUUCUCCAGCCAAUACUUUAUUUUAACAGAUUGAAGUGCUUUCCACCCUCCCAAAGACACUUGUAUUUUGAGUACCUUGUAAAGAUCUCUUGAGGAGAAGGAGAUGCAUGUGAGUGUUGCAUCCAACCUAAGGGAGAUUUCACAAGUACAGUACUCUGCAGUUUGCUCUUGGAAGGCCAAGCGGUUGGAAUGGGCCUAGAAAAACUGGAAAUCUCAGACCCAGGAUUCUGAACGGACCUGUGAAUCCCCUCUUCCUCCAAGAACAUUUGGGUCAGGUUGGCCCACUCCUUUGAAGACAGGCACAUGCCCCCCACCCCGCCCCCGGGCCUGCCAGCCACAGCUCCAGUUUCCCUUAUAGUGCUUCUGUUUCCCUGGAGCCAUGGUGGCUGCAGAAGCUGUGAAUGACGAUCAUGGACGGGGCAGGGGGGAGGCAGGAAGCAGCAGCAAGCAUAGCGUCCACUGGAGCUCCUUUUCAGUUGAAGUGCGAUGCUUUUGAACCUGUCUUAGAGCUGCUGCGCUUCAAUGGGAGUGUGUUGAGGACUCAGGAGCUGGGUUAUUAGCAUCCUUAUUCUUUGAUCCAGGUCUUUCUGUUAUCUUCGUGUUACUUCCUUGAACAAAGAGAUAAUUUUGCGGGGUGCUUCUGUCAUAAAAUUUGUGAGAAGUGAUUCCUGGGGUGCCUUUAGGGAGUGCCUUGUUGAGAGAUUUUUUGAGUUACUCCAGAGGAAAGGCGUGAUCUUUAUUUUACCUCACUCCCUAAGCAAAUAUGGCUCAAUGUUGACCCAUCACACUCUAAGCUUGGGGGGAGAUAAAACAAUUCUUACCAAUAUUAAGGCAGAUUGCAGCUCUGAACUUUUGCAAACCAGUAAUUGGGUGUUUGGGACCGAUCUCUUUUUAUUCUACUGAUUGUACACAUCAGAUCUUGCGUCCCCUUUUGGAUUUGUGCCCCUGCUUGUUAAUGAGGCAUUGAUAUGCUUUCAUACAGCUGAUCUCUUGGGCUUUUAGGACAACCCAGAUGUAAGCUGCAAGGUAACAUGCCUAGGCUGGGUGGAAUCGAUUUUCUUACUGGUAAUUCAUCUGUAGCUUCGGCGUUAGUACAUGGGUGUGAAGGAGGAUGGUGUCUUUAACUGUCCCUUGCUUUAUGUCUUUAAUAAUUUGCAGUGAUUUUUUUUCUUUAUGGGUGUGUGUGUUUAAUAUCAAGCUUCGGCAAAGGAUAAAAAGCACAGAUGUCUUAUGUCUGAUUGCGUUGGCUUUGCAAAAAGGAUUCUUUCCUGGGUAUGGGUGAAAUGUUCUGGGUUUAUUUUUCUUCUCUUUCCCUUCACCCCCCUCCAAGUUUUGGUACAUUUAGCUGGGUUUUGUUUUUGUUUUUAUAAAUUGUGUUCACUUUUUUUUUUCCUCCCAGGAUGUCUGGUUGAGGGAAAUAUACUGAAAUCUACUGCCUGGCAGUUUUAACCAGCAGUGUGUUAAAAUAAAAUGAAAUUAUAUUGUCAUUCAAA